AUGUCGAUAAGGUUGCGUGAGCUGAUCCGGGCCGUGCGGGCGUGCAAGACCGCGGCCGAGGAGCGAGGCGUCGUUGCGCAGGAAUGUGCCCGAAUCCGGACGGCGUUCAAGGAGGAAGACACCGAGUUCCGCAACCGGAAUGUCGCCAAGCUGCUCUUCAUCCACAUGCUUGGCUACCCGUCGCACUUCGGGCAGAUGGAGUGCAUCAAGCUCAUCACGUCCCCCAACUACAUGGACAAGCGGAUCGGGUACCUCGGCCUUACCCUGCUGCUCACGGACCAGGAGGAAGUUCUGAUGCUCGUGACGAACUCCCUCAAGGUUGACAUGCACAGCAGCAACAUGUUCGUGGCCGGCUUAAGUCUCACUACUGUCGGCAACCUCGCGACCCCGGACAUAGCCCGCGAUCUGAUGAUGGAGGUGGAGAAGCACCUCAGGGGGGGAAGACCAUACCUUGUCAAGAAGGCCGCCCUUUGCUGCAUCCGCAUCCUGAGGCACCUCCCGGAGCACGUGGAAGACUUCAUGGAGCGAAUCAUGGAGGUUCUUAAGGACAGGCAUCACGGUGUGCUGGUCGCCGGCGUGCAGCUAAUCACGGCUGUGGUGGAGUCGGACCCCAAGGAGUACGCCCCGGCGUUUGCAUCGGUGGCCCCUUCGCUGGUGAAGAUGCUCAGGAACCUUCUCUCGGUGGGGUAUGCUCCAGAGCACGACGUGGCGGGUGUUUCGGACCCCUUUUUGCAGGUGCAUAUCCUGCGACUCCUGAGGCUGCUGGGGCAGCAUGCGGAGGGGGUUACGGACACCAUGUCAGACGCUCUCGCUCAGGUGGCGAGCAACACGGAGACUGCCAAGAACGCCGGCAACGCCAUCCUCUACGAGUGCGUGCAGACGAUCAUGACGCUCGACACCGAGAACGGCCUCAAGGUGCUGGCGGUAAACAUCUUGGGACGGUUCCUCCUGAACCGCGAUAACAACAUCCGGUACGUGGCGCUCAACACCCUGGGAAAGGUGGUGCAGCUGGACCCGGCCUCCGUGCAGCGGCACCGGUCCACCAUCGUGGACUGCCUCAAAGACCCGGACAUAUCCAUUCGACAGCGAGCAUUGGAGCUGAUCCAUCAGCUCGUCAACGAGAGCACCGUGGUUAGCCUCACUCGGGAGAUGCUCAAUUAUCUGGUGGUGGCGAUGCCGGAACACAAGGCGCAGCUGUGCGACAAGAUCACCGCUGCGGCAGAAAGGUACGCACCGGACCGUCGGUGGAGAAUAGAGACGCUCAUCACCAUGCUGAGCAUCGCCGGCAGCCACUGCAACGAGCGCAUCACGUCCGGCACGAUAAUGUACAUCGGGCAGUGCAAGGAGUUCCACGGACAGGCGGUGCACAAGCUCGCCGCCGCGCUGCAGGAGGAUAUGGUGGCGGCUCCCUCCGGCCUCAUGAAGGUCGCGGUCUGGUGCAUCGGCGAGUUUGCAGACUUGCUAGCGAGCCCACAAGACGCUUUUCCUGCUGUUGAAGGGGGUUCCGCGAUGUGCCCCGCUCAGGAUGCGAUGCCUCACGAAGAGAUCAUCGACCUCCUGGAGGACCUGUUGAAUCACCACAGCGCGACCGCGUCAUCGCGAAGCAGCGCUCUCACCGCCCUCGCCAAGGCCUCCUACAGACUCGGGGAAGGGCUCGGGGAGGAUGGGAAGGCCAGGGUGGAGGAGAUGCUCGAGGGGUACCGAUCUUCCAUCACCCUGGAGCUGCAACAGAGGUCCUGCGAGUACCUGAACCUGCUCUCGCCACAGUGGGACGUGGUGAAAAAGGAGGCCCUGGACCGGAUGCCCGUCAUGGACGAGGAGGCUUUCCGGGAGAGGCGCGCCCGCUACACGAUGGGCGCCGGCAUGGGCGCCUUCGACGACGCUCCAGGAGCGGGAGACCGGUCUCCCAAGCCGCAGGCGUCCGCCUCUUCCUCAGCCCCCGCCGCCGGCCCCUCGCCCUCCAAGAACGGUCUGCCCAUCCCUAGCUGCAGCAGCAACGGCGGAGGCGACCUUCUAGAUUUGGAGGAUAUUUUCGGAGGCGGCGGUGGGAGUGCUCCCGCCGCCGCCACCGCGGCCGCCGUGUCACCGGCAGUGGCGGCGGCGGCGGCACCGGGAGCGGGGAACGGGGCGGCGGCGGCGGCUGCGGCGGGUGGCGUAGAUUUGUUGGCGGAUGUGUUCGGGGGUGGGGGGGGGCUGGUGCCGAGUAAGGCGGCGCCGGCGAAUACGGCGGCGCCGGGGCCGGGGCCGGUGGCGGUCGGCGGAGAUAGCGACGACUUCGGAGGGUUUGAGGUUGCGCCGCCUCGAGAGGAGAAGAUGGUGGCGUUCGAUAAGAGCGGUUUGAGAGUAGUGUUUUCGCCGUCGAAGCCGGACGCGUCGGAUCCUUCCAAGAGCAAGGUGUCGAUCGCCUUCACCAACACCUCGGACGAGGAAAUUUCCGGCCUGGUGUUCCAGGCUGCGGUGCCCAAGUCGUUUACGAUGAAAAUGGGAGCUCUUUCGGGCCACAAUCUGCCCCCCCACAGCGAUGGCGUGGUGUCUCAGGAAAUCAACGUGACGAACGCGAUGCAGGGAACGAAGAGCUUGAUGAUGAAGCUCAAGAUUCAGUUCCGACGCGGGACUGUCAACGUAGCGGAGGUGGCGCAGGUGGCUCAGUUCCCUGCCGGCUUCUGACGGGAAGGAAUGUCAGGGUCGUGACACCAGGGUAGCCGGCGGAAGACGAUGCGACCCCCCCCCCCCUCCACUCGCCCGCCUGGAGACGUUUUUUCCGGCCGUGUGGGUUUAUCCCGCCAAGGAGAGGGGUAGUGUGGCUGGCGGAGGGAUAAAGUUUCCUGAUUGGUCUUGGCUAAGCUAGAGAGCGUUUUUGUUGUUCCUGCCGCCAUUUUAUUUUAUUUUUUUCUUUCGUGCCUCGUUGUGUCCGAGGAUUCCGUACAAUACUAAGUUUUUUCCGCCUAUCUGGGGGCAGUGGUUUGUCCCGCCCACCCCAAUUGAAACAGGAGUGCGUGUU
Ectocarpus siliculosus is the source of this 3001-nucleotide messenger RNA. NCBI's taxonomy places the organism in Eukaryota, Phaeophyceae, Ectocarpales, Ectocarpaceae. The record is from the annotation of a GenBank genome assembly.